This is a messenger RNA of Exaiptasia diaphana, 889 nucleotides long. RefSeq names its product gastrula zinc finger protein XlCGF71.1-like. The transcript has a single exon. The annotation marks the transcript as partial. Gene Ontology annotation, biological process: regulation of transcription by RNA polymerase II. The record is from RefSeq and is a predicted model, not a curated record. NCBI's taxonomy places the organism in Eukaryota, Metazoa, Cnidaria, Anthozoa, Actiniaria, Aiptasiidae. Gene Ontology annotation, molecular function: DNA-binding transcription factor activity; RNA polymerase II cis-regulatory region sequence-specific DNA binding.
AGUGCAGGCACUGAACACUUAGUAAAGUUCGCAAGUGACAAUAAUAACAAAACAGAAGAUAUCUCUAUACCUGACCAUGGGCCUGAGAAGGAGAAACGUGUGAAAAACUCACCUUGCAAAGAGAUAGAAAAUCUUCACAAUAAUUGUUCUUAUUGCAACAAGAAAUUCAAUUCAAAAGAUAAAUUGAAUGUUCAUUUAAGUAAACACACUGGAGAGAAAACCUUUGAAUGUUCUUACUGUAAAAAGACGUUUUCAAACAAGCGUAAUUUAAGCCGACACUUAAUAAUACAUUCAGAAAGGAAGCCWUUUGAAUGCUCUUACUGCAAAAGGAAAUUUACAAGAAAAGACUCUUUAGGUAGACACCUAAGAUUACACACUAGAGAGAAUCUCUUUGAAUGUUCUUAUUGCAAAAGAGAAUUUGCCAGCAGCGAAUAUUUAAGACUUCAUGUCAGAACACAUACUGGAGAGAAACCCUUUGAAUGUUCUUACUGCAAAAAGAAAUUUACAAUAAAAGACUCUUUAGGUAAACACUUAAGAUUGCACACUAGAGAGAAGCUCUUUGAAUGUUCUUACUGCAAAAGGGAGUUUUCAAAGAAAUCAAAUUUGACACGUCACUUAAGAAUACAUACUGGAGAGAAACCCUUUGAAUGUCCUCACUGCAAAAAGACAUUUAUAGAAAAGAGUUCUUUACAGCGUCAUUUGAAAACUCACAAGGACCGCACACACAGUGAUUAAGAUAUUGAAACCAUGACCUUCCUUAGGUAUAGUAUACUGCGAAGUGAAGAUAACAUUAUUUUAUAAAAUGAAGUCAGUAAACUAACCUAUUAAAUUAUGAAUUUUUAGUUAUUUGUAUGCUUCUUCAAAAACGCAUACAUAAUUAAUGKGUUAU